AUGAAUAAUAAUAUUUCUAAAAUAGUUUAUAUUUUAUCUUUAAAAAGGAUUGACUUCAAAAUAAGAACAGUUGAGCUUGAUGGUAAGCGCGUAAAAUUACAGAUAUGGGAUACUGCUGGUCAAGAGCGGUUUCGAACUAUUACAACCGCCUACUACAGGGGUGCAAUGGGAAUUUUGCUUGUCUAUGAUGUUACUGAUGAGUCAUCUUUCAAUAAUAUAAGAAACUGGAUUAGGAACAUAGAGCAACAUGCUUCCGACAAUGUGAAUAAAAUUUUGGUAGGCAACAAAGCUGACAUGGAUGAAAGCAAACGGGCUGUGCCAACUUCAAGAGGGCAGGCUCUUGCUGAUGAGUAUGGCAUCAAAUUUUUUGAAACGAGUGCGAAGACGAACCUGAAUGUGGAGCAGGUUUUCUUCUCCAUAGCAAGAGAUAUCAAGCAAAGGCUUGCUGAAUCUGAUUCAAAGCCAGAGGAUCGCACGAUCAGUAUUAACAGACCUGAGGGUGGUGAGGCUUCAGCGUCACAAAAAUCAGCUUGCUGCGGAUCGUGACGGGGUUACAUGCGAUACCAUACUUUGUAAUUUACCCUUCUACGUACCUUUUAUCUGGCUGUCAUCGUUCUCGUCUAACUUUUAAAUGCAAUUGCUUGGAUUCAGGUUUCUGUGUUGUAAUGUGAACAAUUUUAGUUGUACCCCUGGUAGAAAUGCAUGUGCUCAUAAGUCAUUGCACCUUGUUUUGAUGGAAA
Zea mays is the source of this 740-nucleotide messenger RNA. RefSeq names its product ras-related protein RABE1c. The transcript has 8 exons. NCBI's taxonomy places the organism in Eukaryota, Viridiplantae, Streptophyta, Magnoliopsida, Poales, Poaceae. The coding region runs from base 1 to 546 and encodes 181 amino acids. Gene Ontology annotation, molecular function: GTPase activity; GTP binding. The record is from RefSeq and is a predicted model, not a curated record.